This is a messenger RNA of Durotheca rogersii, 1003 nucleotides long. RefSeq names its product DNA directed RNA polymerase. Gene Ontology annotation, molecular function: zinc ion binding; DNA binding; DNA-directed RNA polymerase activity. Gene Ontology annotation, biological process: DNA-templated transcription. The record is from RefSeq and is a predicted model, not a curated record. Bases 358 to 639 code for a protein of 93 amino acids. The transcript has 2 exons. Gene Ontology annotation, cellular component: RNA polymerase I complex; RNA polymerase II, core complex; RNA polymerase III complex. NCBI's taxonomy places the organism in Eukaryota, Fungi, Ascomycota, Sordariomycetes, Xylariales, Xylariaceae.
AGGAAUUCUGCCGGUCCUUUGCUCAUCGACCGCUUUUUUUCUUCUUCUUGCGUCUUCUGUUUUCGCCUCAGACACAGUAGCUUCUAGCCAUUCCUGCGACACACUCACCACCCGCGCCAUCCGAGCUCUGCUACUACCUAGUCAGUUUCCCACCGAAUCCCCGCAGCAAACCCUCCCUCCGUCUUCUCUCGCGUACCCGCUCCGGCGGCAUCGUACAUCCACGCGACCAGCUCCCCGACCGUCGAACCUCGCGCGCAGCCGCCGGACAAAGAGCAGCCAGACGACGAGCUCUCGAGCGCCGGCAUCUCUCCUUCCCUCCACCCCACCCACUAGCCAACCGACCCGCCCCGGCCCAGCAUGAGCGGCAGCACGCGCGAGUCGUACCAGAUCCCGUCGUCGUCGUCGCAGACGCCCGGCGGCGGCGGCCACGGCACACCCUCCGCCUCCAGCCGCCCCGCCGCGUCCGCCAGCGCCUUCGACCUCGACGCCGGGGGCGCCGGCACCAUGCAUUACCUCUGCGGCGACUGCGGCACCCGCUUCCCCAUCAAGCGCAACGACCCCAUCCGCUGCAAGGAGUGCGGCUGUCGCGUCCUCUACAAGGAGCGCACGAAGCGAAUGGUCCAAUUCGAGGCCCGCUAGGCCAAGCCACGCGUACCCCACAUAGGUGAAGAAAAGAAUAGGCAGCCGAGGACGAAGAACGUAGGACAGAUGGACCGAUGGAUGGAUGGAUGGAUGGAUGAUGAUGGGACAGCCUAGUCCCUAACGAAUCAGCGGUAACGAACGGCACAGUUGUACAAUACCGGUGACGAAGUAUCGCGGACUCAACAUAAGUUGCAUAGGAUGUCGCUGUUAGUGGUGGCGGCGGCGGCGGGGUUUCGAAGCACGCCCCCGGGCAUGCCUGUCUGAUCCUGCCUCCAUACAUACGCCUACAACUUGGCAGGGCACCGAUCCGGAGUUCAGGUCAGGGAGUUUACUGAGGGGCGAAUAAUCAAUGAAUCAAGAC